Molecule: messenger RNA, 1919 nt
Organism: Chelmon rostratus (copperband butterflyfish)
Lineage: Eukaryota; Metazoa; Chordata; Actinopteri; Chaetodontiformes; Chaetodontidae
Gene: adprh
Product: ADP-ribosylarginine hydrolase
Exons: 9
Coding region: 291-1367 (358 amino acids)
Biological process (GO): protein de-ADP-ribosylation
Molecular function (GO): magnesium ion binding; ADP-ribosylarginine-[protein] hydrolase activity
Source: RefSeq, a predicted model, not a curated record
UGCGUGCCGGCCCACUUAAAGCACUGCCUGUGCUGCAACAAGAUAACAAGAUUUAAGUGUUGUCUGUCGAUCAUUACAGAAUGCAUUGUGCUCUAACAGCACACAUAUGAAUAUAAAUCUGUGUGGCAGCUGUGUAGAUGGCCCUUCUGAGCUGGGACCGAGUUCAUACUUGAAACAAACAAGUAGUGGAGAGUAAGAAGUUGGUGUGCAGCACUUCAGUUCGCAGCCCCGGUCUCUACUUCUCUGUGCGUCCGUCUGCGAAGCUUGAUUUUGCGGAGCGACACGCUGCAAUGGACGGUCCCAGCAGAUCUGCUACACUGGAGCAUUAUAAGGCAGCCAUGUUGCUGAGUGGUGUUGGUGAUGCUCUGGGAUACAGGAACCAGCUGUGGGAGUACAAUGAGUCGGGACCAGCUAUUCACCAGGAGUUGAAGGAGUUUGGUGGUCUGAAGAACAUCAAGGCUGAGCUGCCUGACUGGCCGGUGAGCGACGACACGGUUCUGCAUCUGGCAACAGCUGAGGGGCUGGCAACUGGGAAGAUGGGGGAGGAGCUCAUGCAUGAGGUGGCUGCUCGAUAUGUGGAGGGGAUGAAAGACAUGGACGGGAGGAAACCAGGGCCUUCAAGCAUUCUUGGAGUCUCCCAGCUGAAGCCUGGAGAGGAAGGGGGCUACAGAGUGCCCUACAACCCAGAGGGGACGGGUUGUGGAGCGGCCAUGAGGUCCAUGUGCAUUGGCCUCAGGUAUCCAAAGCCUGACCAGCUGUUGUCAUUGGUUGCGGUUGCUGUAGAGACGGGCAGAAUGACCCAUCCUCACCCCACUGGCUUCCUUGGCGCGGUAGCAUCGGCCCUUUUUACUGCGUACGCCGUCCAGCGCAGGCCAGUCACCACGUGGGGCGUAGGCCUGAUCAACGAGGCCUGUCCAAUAGCGAAGAGCUUUGUUCAGGGUCGAGGCUUCGCUGUGGAGGAGACGGAGAGAGACUGGGGCUACUUCUGUGACAAGUGGCAGUGGUACCUGGAUUUGAGGGGCAUCUCUAAUGGCGUGGGGCCUACAAUCUGGCCCACCAACUACGGCCCAGCUGAGAGAGACGAAGCCUACAAGAGCUUCAGCCUGUCGGGCUGGGCGGGACGCAGCGGCCAUGACGCUCCUAUGAUAGCGCUCGAUGCCCUGCUGGGGGCGGGGUCAGACUGGGAAGAGCUGAUGAGCAGAGCGGCCUUCCAUGGAGGCGACAGUGACAGCACAGCUGUGAUUGCCUGCUGCUGCUGGGGUCUCCUCUACGGUACGCAGGGGGUCCCUGAAGGCAACUACUCCGACCUGGAGUACCGGGACCGACUGGAGCGCAGUGCCGAGCAACUCUACGCGCUGUCACACUGAGAAGUCUGCCACAGCCUGCUGUAGUGACAGUGUGUCCAAACAUCUCGCGCUGAGGGGAAACUAGGCCACGCGCUGACACGUUGACAUAGAGCCAGUUGGUGCGCUCAGUUGUACAUCGAUUUCAAGUGCCGUCACAUAACCACAAUGUGUGGUGUCAUGCUUGCCUGAAGGGGAAACAGUGUCCCACUAACCCAAAGAGUCAUUCUGCCGCGUCAAGGACUGUGUGCCUUAUGACACUGUCACUGAGGCUGGUGUAUUAAGAGGGGUCCCUCUAGUGACCAUUUUAAAUUAACAUGUAGAGUUGUACCACUGAGUGGAACGAAUCCAAGCUAAUGAGAAUUUGAAGAGAAUACAAGAAGUCCCCUGGGAGGUAAUUACUUCGUUUUGUCAGCCUGACAUGAUAGCAAAUGCUUAGUGAGCUUCAAAUUAAAUGUGUUCUUGUUAUUGUCUAAUGAAAAAUACAUUUCUGUGUCUCAUUAUAGUUAACUGUUCCUUCAAGCAGUGCAGAGUAAAAGUGUAACCGCAAUGCUGCAGACAAACACAAUUAAUGAU